Molecule: messenger RNA, 1507 nt
Organism: Drosophila sechellia
Lineage: Eukaryota; Metazoa; Arthropoda; Insecta; Diptera; Drosophilidae
Gene: Rh5
Product: Rhodopsin 5
Exons: 3
Coding region: 223-1371 (382 amino acids)
Biological process (GO): G protein-coupled receptor signaling pathway; visual perception
Cellular component (GO): membrane
Molecular function (GO): G protein-coupled receptor activity
Source: RefSeq, a predicted model, not a curated record
UCAGAAAUGCCUUAAGCUGCGGCUAAGACGUUGGGAUUAUCCUUCCUGGAAUGCACACGCACCCCAAGGUCAAAUGGUCACCUCUUAAUCCGUCUUAAUUAGAUUCUUUGGCGGGCUAUAAAAGCAUUUUGACGGCACUUGCUCCAGGCCAUAGGUGACUCAAGUCAGAGGCCAGAAUGUCGGCCUACAAGGGAAACUAGAUUUAGGAGCGGAUCAAGCAGUAUGCACCUCAACGGCCCAAGUGGGCCACAGGCCUAUGUGAACGAUAGCUCCGGAGAUGGCAGCAUCUUUCCCAUGGGACACGGAUAUCCGGCGGAGUACCAGCACAUGGUGCACGCCCACUGGCGGGGAUUCCGAGAGGCCCCCAUCUACUAUCACGCCGGUUUCUACAUUGCCUAUGUCGUCCUCAUGCUGUCGAGUAUCUUCGGAAAUGGACUGGUCAUCUGGAUAUUCUCCACCUCCAAAUCCCUGCGUACUCCUUCUAACCUAUUGAUACUCAACCUGGCCAUUUUCGAUCUGUUCAUGUGCACCAAUAUGCCGCAUUAUCUCAUCAACGCCACAGUUGGCUAUAUAGUGGGCGGAGAUCUGGGCUGCGAUAUAUACGCUUUGAACGGAGGCAUCUCCGGGAUGGGAGCCUCCAUAACGAAUGCCUUUAUAGCAUUCGAUCGGUACAAGACAAUAUCUAAUCCAAUAGACGGACGCUUGAGCUACGGACAGAUUGUACUGCUGAUACUCUUCACCUGGUUGUGGGCCACUCCGUUCUCCGUGCUGCCAUUGUUCCAGAUCUGGGGACGUUACCAGCCGGAGGGCUUCCUGACCACCUGCUCCUUCGAUUACCUGACCAACACGGACGAAAACCGACUAUUCGUGCGCACGAUCUUCGUGUGGUCCUACGUGAUACCGAUGACCAUGAUCCUGGUGUCCUACUACAAGCUCUUCACCCACGUCCGCGUGCACGAGAAGAUGCUGGCGGAGCAGGCCAAGAAAAUGAACGUAAAGUCACUGUCGGCCAAUGCCAAUGCGGAUAACAUGAGUGUGGAGCUACGGAUCGCCAAGGCAGCCCUCAUAAUAUACAUGCUCUUCAUCCUGGCAUGGACACCCUACUCCGUGGUGGCACUCAUCGGAUGCUUCGGGGAGCAGCAGCUAAUCACGCCCAUCGUCUCGAUGCUUCCGUGCCUGGCCUGCAAGUCGGUGUCCUGUCUGGAUCCCUGGGUCUAUGCCACCAGUCAUCCCAAGUAUCGCCUGGAGCUGGAGCGCCGUCUGCCAUGGCUGGGCAUACGCGAGAAGCAUGCCACAUCCGGAACUUCCGGCGGCCAGGAGAGUGUGGCCAGUGUCAGUGGCGAUACUUUGGCACUCAGCGUGCAAAACUAAUGGUACAACUGACAGAUUAACGAAGUGAAGUCUUGCUAAAAAACAUACGUAUUAAGCUAAUUAGUUGUAGGUCGUGCAAUGAACUGAAAGAGUUCCAAAAAAUACAAACCAAAAAAAGUUGGCAUUCAAAAAUUAA